Camellia sinensis is the source of this 3690-nucleotide messenger RNA. RefSeq lists its product as uncharacterized. Lineage: Eukaryota; Viridiplantae; Streptophyta; Magnoliopsida; Ericales; Theaceae. The record is from RefSeq and is a predicted model, not a curated record.
UCCUUCCUCAUUCUAGGACUCUUGUCCCUUAUCCGCUUAUCUCGGAUUCUGAUAUCUUCAGAGAUAACCUCGGUCUAGCCGAAAUCACUUCGGCGUCACGACCAGGACACGUGGCAUAUCGGUUGAUACGUUGGCUUCACCUUGGCCAUGUGCUGGUACUCAGAAAAUAUAUCCCUACAACUGCCCCCUAGGUUCUAUUACCUCGGGAUCCUGAGGUGAAGGAACUUAUAUCCUUCAUGUCGGCUAUCUUGUUGUAUCAUAAAUUUACCGAGGUCAUAAUACACCGGCUCCUCACAACCAAGUCCUGUAGUCUGUCUCAUCAAGGCUACAGAAUUUUUAACCAAGUUUAUUCGAGUUAUUUAGCCGAUAUCUUCCUACUAGCUGAGGUCAUUGCUUUAUUUAGCCAAGAACUCUAAGAGUUCUAUCACGCGCAUGAGCUGUCACAAACAACAUUCCAACUGUUUUUGCCAUGCGCUUCUACCCCAUUGGACCGUGUUUAAUACGCGCCAUAAAAUCGCCUCGUGCCUGCGUGCGCCGUCUGUCGGAUACGUCGUUCCAGGCACAUUUAAUUGCAUUUUGCCCCCUCUUCAAGUUUUUGACAAAACUCUUUACCUCUCUCCUCGUCUUUUCACUUAUCAUCGUCUUUGUUCAAACUCUCUCUCUCUCUCUCUCUCUCUCGCUUUAUUAAAUCCUUCAUUGUUCCAAGCUUUCAAGCUCUGCUACCACCGCCAUUCACCUCAUUCGGGGAGGCUCUUGCUAGUCUUUUCCACUGCUUUCGCUCGUCUGACUUCAGCGAACUCAACAUCGGCUUCUUUUCUUCGGUGAGUUACUGUUUCUUCCCGAUUUAACUUCUUGUUUUAGUUUUUUUUCGCUUUACUGAACUCCACUGCUCUGCCUCUACAAUCUUGCUCAUAUCUUUGAUAUUUCAACUUGUAUCUUGUUUUCCACCACAUGUUUGUCUCAUGAUUCUGUUUUUGCCACAUAUGUUUCUUGAAUUCACACUGUUCACACACUUGUUGAUUUUUGCCGUUGUUCUUGGCUUGACACACCUACGUAAACUUUUGUCUUGUGUUUCUUGAUGAUUCAUCACUGUUCUUGACUUUGAAUUACAUGCCUGUUUUCUGUUUCCUUUCCAGAUUCGUGCCUUCAAUCUUCGUUUCUAUAGAUCUAGGUUUGGGAUUUGCUCGUAGAACCCACAAAUUUUAGGAAAAACUGAAACGAUCUCCACAAAUUCUUACCCCAGCUCACAUUUAGGUUUUAACCGAGGUCUUUAAAAACCAUUACAAAACACUUUCUUCCGAAAUCCUACACCUUUUCCUCAAGCCGACAACAUGGGUAUGUGGAAGCAUAGGGUAGAUACCCCGACCAAGUUAGAACACUUUAGGCAGGAGUUCGACAUCCCAGCCAACAUUCAUCUGAGGUUGGCUGGGGAGGAUGACUCCAUCAUGCCCGAUGUGAACCUCAUGUCUUUUCCAGUAGUGGGCUUUAUCGAGUGUGGACUUAGGUUUCCACAUGACACCUUUUUUCGAGAAGUCCUUCAUUACUAUAAAUUGAACCCAAUGCAACUUGCCAUCAAUUCUUACCGAGUUAUUAACGGUACAAUAGCCUUAGCCAAACAAGAGAAUGCUAGGGUUACUCUUGCCGAUUUCCAGUACUAUUACACUAUAUGUCGCCUGAAAUCGGAAAAAGGCCACAUCUAUUACCUCAAGCCGAGGUCCACUGAGUACAAGCUCAUUGCCAACCUCUCAGACUCAAACAAAGGUGCUGGAGACGAUUACUUCAUCGUCUCGGGCAAUUGGGAGUUUCAGCCCAAUGAUGACCUCCACCUUUAUUCCCUAAGCCGAACAGUUUUUGGGGAAGGAGAUGUUCUUCCUCAUCCACCAAAGGGCUUUCGCCAGUCUUUCUUCCCCAGCAAGGACUUGAAGAAGCUAUUGGAUUUGCCAGUCCACAAGCGUAGAGCUCCCCUGCUGUUCAAUUUCAUUCCUACCUACAAGUCGGUUCUUCCCGACAUUCCAAAGAAGAAAAAGAAGAGUCAAUCUCCUCCGUCUGCCACUACUCCUUCCAUUACUUUAACAUCUCGGCCAGAUCAAGGGUCAACCUCAGAUCCAACAGAGCAGCCGUCCACUUCAGCUCCACAACUGAUCCCACCAUCUCAACGCCGACGACGACGACGAAUUGUUUUUGCUGUUGAGAUGGGUCACCAGAAAGCAGUUGCUAUAGACCUCCUAGCCAGCAUCCCUGCCGACGUUGACGUUCAACCAGCAUAAACCCAGCCUCAACCAAAGCAAAAGCAAAAAAGACUCAAGAAGGCUCAGCGAAAGGCAACGGUGACUCAGAUCGAUACUGAGGACACCUUGCCAAUUUAAAUUAGCUAAGAGUGAGAAGACCUUUUCUGCUGCCGAGAAGAGGCCCGCCGAUGCCGAACCAUCUCAAUCAACUCGGUCCAAAAGGCCGAGGUCAGAGUCAGCCACAACGUCGGGCUCCAUGAAGUCUGGUGCCCCCUGGGCUCCACCCAUUACUUUGGAGGACAGGCCGGUCAAAGUCGAUGAUAGUGCCGACGACAUCAACGUCGGUGUUGCCCUUACUACAGCCUUACUCCUCCCUGGGGAUCUUGACCGCAAUGCCGAGAUGACUGAGUAUGAAAACUUUGCCUUGAUGCUGCAGCAUUCUGCUAAAGUAAGCCCCUUUAUUCGGUAAUUUUUCUUUCUUUCUCUUUUUCUUACUUAGAAAAUUUUCUAGUAACUUCUGUUCUAUCCAUUUUUCAUCAGGCAAUCCAGCACGCCCACACCUUCUCAAUGCAAUCUUUUGAGACAAGGAAGGCGUUGGCCGACAAGACUAGGGAAGUUGCUAGUCUACAGAAGUCCAGCAAAAGGGUCGAGGCAAAAAUGAAGACUUUAGAAGAUUAGGCCGAGGCUGCUAUCAAAGCUAAGGAUGACGCUGAAGAAAAAGCGGAUGCCGCUGAGGCCAUCAAGAAGGUUCUUGAGACUGAAAAGAGAGAGGCUGAGGAAAAGAUGACCCAGGCCCAGAAAGAACUUCAAGAUGCCUUGGCCACAAAAGAGGCCGAAAUCAAGGCCGCAGACGAAAAGGCAUACGCUGAGGGGGUGGCCGAUGUCACGGCGGACUAUGAGCGUCAGGUGAAGCAGGCAUGCAACAAGGGUUUCACCCUUGGUUGGAUGACUUUACUAAAAAAACUUGAAGUCCUUGAGGACUCCCCCCUCAGGAACACCGACGUCCUUGCCCUGCCAUUCCCUCCAACUCCAAGCCAAUCUGACGAUGAUUCUGAGUCUGAGGAGGAAGCUUUGGUGAGGAAGUCAAAGGAAGCAGCUGGGGUCAAGUCCCCUACUCAAAAUGAACAAGUCUUGGACUUGACUCGAGACGAGGAGGGUGAGGAGGUUCCCAAAGACGCUACUCUUGAGAAGGCAACGUUGGAAGCGUCUAUAGCUGAUAAGAGCCUUGAGCAAACCCUCCAAGAAAUAGAUGCCGAGCUUGCGGCUGAAAAGGCGGCCGACAUGUCUUCUCUGCAGUUUUCCGAGCUCCAGACCCAACUUGCUAGUGGCGCUGAAGAAUCUUAGUUUGAUGUUCUUUUUCUUUUUUCUGUUCCUUGUACUUUUUCUUUCUCGGGAACAAUGUAAGCACUUCAUGUGGCCGAUGUGCCUUCCUUUGAAUAUAAAUACAAUUGUCUCUCCUGAA